AUGGAAGCAGAAAACUGCACACAGGUGUCAAAAUUCCUGCUCUUGGGCCUCUCAGAUGAUCCUGAACUGCAGCCAAUGUUCUUUGGACUGUUCCUGUCCAUGURCCUGGUCACAGUGYUUGGGAACCUGCUCAUCAUYCUGGCUGUCAGCUCUGACUCCCACCUCCACACCCCYAUGUACUUCUUCCUCUCCAACCUGUCCUUSRMUGACAUCUGCUUCAUCUCCACCACGGUCCCCAAGAUGCUGGUGAUCAUCCAGGCACAGAACAAGGGCAUCUCCUACAUAGAGUGCCUGGCACAGGCAUAUUUUUUAAGUACUUUUGCUGGAAUGGAUAAUUUCCUACUGACCAUGAUGGCCUAUGACCGUUUUGUGGCCAUCUGUCAUCCAUUGAGUUACACAGUCAUCAUGAAUCCCAGGUUCUGUGUCCUGCUGAUCCUGCUAUCUUGGUUCAUCAUUUUCUGGGUGUCUCUGAUUGAUAUUCUACUGGUGAAGAGACUGAACUUCUCCACUAGCACUGAAAUCCCACAUUUCUUCUGUGGACUGGCUCAGCUCCUUAAUGUGGCCACCUCUGAUACCCUUAUCAACAAUAUCUUUCUGUACGUGUCGACUGCCCUGUUAGGUAUGUUUCCUAUGACUGGGAUCCUCUUCUCUUACUCUCAGAUAGUCUUCUCCUUGAUGAAGAUGUCCUCCGUCGCUAGCAAAUAUAAAGCAUUUUCYACCUGUGGGUCUCACCUCUGUGUGGUCUGCUUGUUCUAUGGAACAGGGCUUGUGGAGUACCUCACUUCUGCUGUGACCCAUUCUUCCCUGAGAACCAUGAUCGCCUCCAUGAUGUACACUGUGGUCACCCCCAUGCUGAACCCCUUCAUCUACAGCUUGAGGAACAAGGAUGUGAAGGGGGCCCUGGGGAGACUCCUCAGCAGAGCAGCCCCUUGUCCCUGA
This is a messenger RNA of Urocitellus parryii (Arctic ground squirrel), 939 nucleotides long. RefSeq names its product olfactory receptor 7D4-like. Gene Ontology annotation, biological process: G protein-coupled receptor signaling pathway. NCBI's taxonomy places the organism in Eukaryota, Metazoa, Chordata, Mammalia, Rodentia, Sciuridae. The record is from RefSeq and is a predicted model, not a curated record. Gene Ontology annotation, cellular component: membrane. Gene Ontology annotation, molecular function: G protein-coupled receptor activity; olfactory receptor activity.